GAUGCCUGACGUUUGAACAGCCGGUUUAUGCCAUCUUUUGUCGCGUUUGAAAAAUGCGUAAAAAUAUUAAAAUAUCACAUCAGCUGUUUAUCCAGAGAAUCUUGUUCGUCCUUUCCCUCUGUGGAUUAAUCUGCAAAUCACACACUCACACCCUUCGGGCGAAAGGGAAUUUUUUCCCAUUAUUUAUUUCCAUCGAUUGACAUUUCAUGCAGGAGAAAGUGGAUGAAUGGGAAGGAGCGGCUGAUAACGGAAUUGACGAGGAAGAAGGCGAUUUUCUAGUGAAAAUAUUGAAAAGUCUCGGAGCUGACUUGGUAGAUUCAGUGGAAUAUGGCGACGACGAACUGACUCAAAUUCUCCUAAGUGAAAUCAAAGAUGUAUGGCAACUUAUGGCCAAUAACCCGAAGUGGUUGGUGAAUUCCGGCGAGACACCUGAAUCUCUGAGAACGUACAUGGCCAAAUUACUUUUCUUUGCCAAUGAUCGAAAUUGCCAGUCACCAGAUGAAACUCUUUUCAAUGGCCAAUGCCUUCCCAUCAGUACCAGAAAAAGGAGCAAACAUUGUCCGGAGCACAUGGGACUCUAUGACGAUGAAAAUAACGAAGGAAUUUGUGACUGUCUCGAACUGACAGGAGAAAAAGCGAAAUCAGAAAUACGGCCAAUAUAUUCGGAUGAGACUGGCGUCUGUCAUCAGCAAAAUACUCAGGGCCCCUGUGAAAAUGGAGAAUGGUUCGUACUGAAGAACACUUCGCGGUGCGAACCGGUUCCGGACGGAUGCCCAACUGACGGUCGGCACGUCUACUGGAAUCCCGACCCUUCCACGGCCAAACAAUGCUGGGAGAUAUGGACUCAAGGACCAUGCGAUGACGGGCAACUAUUACAUUUGCAUCAAGACACGGAAGAGUUGCAAGUUUACUGCAGCUUUCGAUUAGCCGAGUUCUCGUUUUCACAUUCCCUGACCCUAGGAUCGUAUCUUGUUCGGUGCCUGAUAGGUUCUUUACGCGGAAAAUUGGGCGCAUGCACACCCGCUUUCUUUGGUUAAACAAAAUGAACUAAUGCGUUAGCGGCUUAACUGAUGGAAUAGGCUCCUAUGUAAAAUUCUUUUGAUGAAAAUUUGUUUUAAAAAUAAAAAUACUCGUCCUGCUACUAACUUGGCUGGCCGAGGGACGUA
Molecule: messenger RNA, 1166 nt
Organism: Daphnia pulicaria
Lineage: Eukaryota; Metazoa; Arthropoda; Branchiopoda; Diplostraca; Daphniidae
Exons: 4
Coding region: 207-1037 (276 amino acids)
Source: RefSeq, a predicted model, not a curated record